AUGAAGUUCUCAACUGCUACAUUAAUUGCUGUGUUGUCAUCGAUCUUGUCAGUCGAGGCAUCCUGUUCAUACGAUGGUGGUAACUACUACUGUUCAGAAACUACCAAAGUCGUCUACAAAGGUAUUGGUUUCUCUGGAAGUUAUCAAGAUGUCACCAAUAUGGAUGAAAGUAGUGGUUCUUGUACCCAGCAAUCAUACUCCUUUUCAGGCAACUUGAGUCCUCUUGAUGAGGAGUUGUCAGUUCAUUUCAGAGGUCCUUUGAAAUUGUUACAAUUUGGUGUUUACUACCCAAGUGGAUCCAAUAGUAAAGCCAAGAGAGAAGUUGAGGAUUGCAAUACUCAACAUAUCCAUCAUAAACAUAAGAGAGCCACUGAAGUUGUUCAAGUUACUCAAACUGUUUUGGUUGAUGGAAAUGGAAACACAGUAACUUCACAAACUACUGAAACAGCCACUGUUGAUGAUAAUGCACAACAACAACAAGACACUUCUUCUUCUUCUUCUUCUUCUGCUGCUGCUGCUGGUACCACUUCCAUUACCAAUUUAGCUGGUCAAGGAAAAGCUUACAGAUCAAUCUCAACUUCAUCUGCACCAACCACCACCUCAUCAGAUUCUUCAUCUUCAGAAACUGCUUCAGCUGAUGGUGCAUGGGAAAGAGACACUUACUACACCCCAGGAAAUGCUGACAACUGUGUCUUUUUGAACUACUACGGUGGCUCAGGAUCUGGAGUCUGGUCAUCCAAGUUUGGAAACUCAUUAUCUUAUGCUAACUCAGACAAUUCUGGUGGUUCGUCAAGUGCCGUUGCUUUAGAAGAAGUUACUAUUGGAUCAAACACUGAAUUUGUUGUCAUGUCAGGCCAAGAAUGUUCAGGAAACUCUUGUGGGUACUACAGGGACGGAACUGUUGCUUACCACGGUUUUAAUGGUAGUGAAAAGAUUUUCAUUUUCGAAUUUGAAAUGCCAAGUGAUGGUUCUUCUGGAUUCAAUGCUGAUAUGCCAGCUGUUUGGUUGUUGAAUGCCAAGAUUCCAAGAACUUUACAAUAUGGUGAUUCUUCUUGUUCAUGUUGGAAAACUGGUUGUGGUGAAUUAGAUUUAUUUGAAAUCUUGUCAUCUGGUUCUGACAAAUUGAUUAGUCAUUUGCAUGAUGGUCAAGGUGCUUCAUCAAACACCAACAAUGGUGGUGGUGGAUCCCAAGAUUAUUUCGCCAGACCAACCAGUGGAUCCUUAAAAGCAGCUGUCAUCUUCACUAGUAAUGAAAUUCAUAUUGUUCAAGUUGAUGAUUCAACCGACUUUGGUUCCAGUUUGGAUGAAGAUACUGUCAACUCCUGGUUACAACAAUCAGGUUCAGCAGCCACCAUCGGUUACUAG
Lodderomyces orthopsilosis Co 90-125 is the source of this 1365-nucleotide messenger RNA. It is a transcript of the gene TOS1, whose product is annotated as Tos1p. The transcript has a single exon. Gene Ontology annotation, cellular component: fungal-type cell wall. The record is from RefSeq and is a predicted model, not a curated record. NCBI's taxonomy places the organism in Eukaryota, Fungi, Ascomycota, Pichiomycetes, Serinales, Debaryomycetaceae. The coding region runs from base 1 to 1365 and encodes 454 amino acids.